AUGAAAGUAGAUCGGGCCAAUUGGAUCACUUCCUUUAGAAACCAUAAACACACACACACACACACACAUAUAAAGGUAGCUGCUCUGACGGGAAGUCGCCUUGAUAAUGAAAAGCGGCUCUUGGUCUUUCUGUUGUGUGUGAUGAGAACGAGGAUGAGGAUGAGGAUGAAGAUGGCUCCUGUCUCCACCAUCUCUCUGCUCCUGCUCUGCUGCUCCGCCGUCUCCUCCGCAGGUUCCAAGGAAGCAUGCAACUUGUACGCCGCGACCGGCGCCAACUUCACGGUGCCGCUGGUCGCCGCGCUGGACCAGCAGGACACCCUGAAAUGGAGGCACAACGGCACGUCCAUCUUGUAUUGGAAAAAGCAGUCCUUUGUGAUAGGGAGAAAGGAGAGCCUUUCUGAAAAUGGAUCCCUGAAGCUGACCGGCGUGCAGCAGGGCAACGCGGGGAGUUACAUCCCCGAAGUGCAUGAUGUGAUUGGAAACAGGAAAGGGACUUUUGAACUCAUGCAAUUAUGUGUAAUGGACGGAGCCCCGAGGCCCUCUGUGAACAUUACAUGCAACGCUCCCUCGGCGGUCACGUUCACCUGCCAUGUUCAACCGGAGGCCAAGGAUCUCCGGUUUGCGUGGUUUCAGAACAACCAGGUGCUGGAAAAGGAGAAAGGUCAGACUCUGAUGAAAUCAGUGGAUCUCGUGAAAGCGGAUCCCAUCAGCUGCAAAGUGUCCAACCUCGCCAGCUCCGUGACCAGCGCGCCCGUGACACAGACCUGCAUUGUCAACAAGUUCAUGUUCCCAGACGAAAUAUUCGGAAUUAAUACCUGGAUUUUGGUGGCCGUAAGGGGAGGUGUUGUUCUGGUGCUGAUUGUCGUGGUUAUUGUUUGCUGCAUCUGCACCAAGCGGAGGAAACGCUCGCGACUGAAGGAAGAGGAGGAGCUUCGUUUGGCGUGGACCAAUGACCAGCAGCAGCAGAGUCAUCCUAAAUAUGAACACCCUCAUCUUCAUCAGCAUCCCCAGCAGCAGCCGGCUGGCCACACCGGUCCUCGGCAGCAACGCUCCAGAGAGCACCGCGACCAGCAGCGCCCCAGAGCCCCCGACCACGACAACGCCAACGCUCAGCCCGGCCCCCGAAGACCUGCACAGGCCCAGGGACCACCCGGUAAGAUUGACGAAGAGCAGCCGCCUCCUCUUCCUCAGCCCAGGAAGAACGCUGUCAAGAUACAAAGAGUGUGACAGCGAGUGAGUGCUGGAGUUAUGAAAGUGUAAAUGCACCUGCUUUUCUUAUUUUUCUUCAUUGGGGGAUUUAUUUCUUCUUCUUUUAUCCUAUGUUGAUGUUUUAGAUGAAUUCCUUCGACAUGAACAGUUUAUUUUAAUUGGUUAAUAAUCUCAAAAGUCAAAGUUGACUAUGAAUCUUCAUCAUAUUUUUGUUUAUUAUGACAUGAUGAGAAGUCUUGUACUGCCUAUUUGUAUAAUAUUGUAUAUCUUUUUUUAAAAAAAUGUAUUCCACUUUAA
This is a messenger RNA of Pseudoliparis swirei, 1506 nucleotides long. RefSeq names its product T-cell surface antigen CD2-like. Lineage: Eukaryota; Metazoa; Chordata; Actinopteri; Perciformes; Liparidae. The record is from RefSeq and is a predicted model, not a curated record. The transcript is spliced from 8 exons. Bases 1 to 1227 code for a protein of 408 amino acids.